Messenger RNA from Rotaria sordida, 1992 nucleotides. The record is from the annotation of a GenBank genome assembly. NCBI's taxonomy places the organism in Eukaryota, Metazoa, Rotifera, Eurotatoria, Philodinida, Philodinidae.
AUGGCUUCUGCACAAUUUCAAAUUUUAUCUAUUCUCUGUCGAACAUCACGUCGAGUUGUAAACGGUGCUCUCAUAGAAUUUGCUGCAAUGACAAUAUUAUCGCCAAGUGCAUUAUCACGCGAUGUAGUCAGCACUUAUAUAGGCACGUCUAUUGAACAAUUCCAGAAAAAUACACUUGAUAAUUUCCGUCCACUCUAUCAUUUUGUGUCAUCUUUAGUUGAAGAACAACAGUUUUUAUCUGCAUUAGGAACAAAUUUCUAUACGAGAGGUGUUCUUGGUAGCAAUAAUUUUGUAACUUUUUCUGCCAUUUAUCCACAACAAGUCGAUUUAACUCAAUCGUCAUUCAUGUCGAAUGAAACAUGUCAAUGUAAUCGUACAAGUGAUUGUGUUUAUCCUGCUGGUAUUUAUAAUCAAACGCGAUCUAUCAUUCCGAAUGAAGUCUUUUCACUUGAUGUAUCGCCUCUAUUCAUGAUUCCAGGAUUUCAAGUAGGAUGUCUACCACAAAAUGCAUUAUUUCAAUCAACAUUGGAAUGUUUUUAUAAUCAAACAUGCUUAGAUAUUGUGAUUUCGUUGACUGGUGCUCUUCGCACUGUCUCACCUCUAAAUAUUUCAAACUCUUAUUCACAAUUUAGUCCAACAACAACAAUUGCUGUUCUUUUUGAUAAUCUAAUGAUUGAGUCUUGGGAAAAUUCUAUUCAUUUUGCUACUUAUUUUCAAACUUGUGCACCUAAAGCCUGUUCAUAUUCAUAUGUACAACGGUUUGUUCUCAUUUACAUGAUUACAACCAUAGUUAGUGUCUUUGGUGGAAUUCGCGUGGCAGUAUAUAUAGCAUCUCCAUUGUUUGUCAAAUUAAUUUUACGUUUAUGUUGUCGGCGGGUUCAAGUGAUAGAAGCUGAUGAAGGACAUGAAUCCAGUAGAAUUAUUUCACAACAAGUCAUUGUCAGAAAUCCAAGUCUGGAUCAAUUUGAACAUCUUCAUGACAUGUAUUCAUCGAUUCUAUCAUGUCCAUGUCGUAAUUCAUCGAUACAACGUUCAACAUUCAUAUCCAGCGAAGUACAAAUUCAUCCAUUUUGUACAAGUCAUUUUGUUCGUGAUGAUCGUUGGCUCCAAUAUUGGACAAUGAAAUUUCUCGAUGGUAGCAUCGAUCCUACUCCAUCAUUUGAUUUCUUUGAUUUUCGCAAGAAUGGAUUUAAAUUUUUUAAUUAUGUUAAAAUAUUAUGCGACACAGUCAAUAUAAGUCUCGCUAACAUAGUACACUCGUUUCAAGCAAAAUAUUUUUUCUCUCCUCAACUUAUCACACCACUACAAUUAAAUGAAACAGUUCAAGAUUGGAACGCUUCUUUUCGAUCACAGAUUUAUUCUCUAUAUCCACCUAAAUUUUAUCCAAUGGAAGAAAGUAUUCGACAGAGUGGAUCAAUUUCACGCGAUAUUAUUGAACAUUCUGUGGUCUCCAACCAGAUCAAUAACACAUGGAUUCUUGAGUAUACGACAAGUUACAUCGGUACCAAUGGUCCGGUGCCAUGCGAUUGUAUGCAAGCCCCUUAUUGUAUAAUGCCAAUGCUUAUCUAUAACGAAUGUUUUUACGAUGAAGAUUGUGUUCAGAUGCUAAUUGACCAGCGUCUUUGUGGUAAUCAAAAUAUCUAUUUACCAAUAGAUUUGGAUAAUAUAACAGCGCUUGAUCCAAACACUUUAAUCAGUUUUACGCCUCAAGAUCAGUUGAUAAAUUUAAUGUUUAGUUCUCUUGCUAAUCAAUUAGUCUAUACACCAAAUUAUACAUUGUACUAUGCUGAAUGUCAGCCAGAGAUAUGUACUUAUACAAUAGAUCAGGAAUUACAUGCUGUUGCUCGUAUUAACUUAGUUAUUGGCCUGAUUGGUGGAUUAGCUGUUCUACUUCGUAUCUUAGUUCCGUCAUUCAUCAAAAUUAUUCAUUUGUUUUAUAGUUUUUGCUAUCAACAAACACGAGGUGAGAAAUUUUUCUCUUCUAUUAUUUAA